This is a messenger RNA of Moneuplotes crassus, 1178 nucleotides long. Lineage: Eukaryota; Ciliophora; Spirotrichea; Euplotida; Euplotidae. The record is from the annotation of a GenBank genome assembly.
AUGUUAGACAUUAGCAAAGAUUCACGUGAUGUCGAAGCCAAUCUGUUGGUUAAUAGUGACAGGGAUGAUUCAGAAGGCUCUUUAUUGAGAAUGGGAGGAGUUAAAGGAUCCCCAACGAACACUAGAAAAGCGCUUGAGAUGGUGGACAACCAGCUCAAGGAAAGCUUCGAAGUCGAAGACAAUGGAUUAGACAAAGACAUCUCUCAUGAAAAUAAGAAGGACGAAGAGAAUAAGUCUUCAUACUUCAAUGCCUUCUUUGGACUAUUCAUGAUGAUAAUUGGAGUGAUACUCUUCUCCCUCUCGACAGUGUUCUGUAAACUAGCUUACAUGAACAACCCUAACUUGUCAGGUUUUGACUACCUGAUAGUAAGAAGUUUGAUCCUUACUUGUUGUGCUCUCUUCCAGGCUUUCUCUCAAAAAGUUAAUCUCUUGGAUAUCAAGAAGGAAGGUAGGUUAUACCUAGCACUGAGAUGCUUCCUUGGUAUCUUGGCAUCUCCGAUGUUCUAUUGCUCGAUCAAGUUCUUACCUACUAGUAAGGCUACUUUGAUUAGCAAGACCCAUCCUCUCUUUGUGACCCUCUGAGGAUAUCUUUUCCUCAAGGAAAAGAUGACUAAGUAUGAUACACUUGCUGUCAUUGGAGCUUUUGCUGGUGUUGUUACGAUGAACAUCAACAAAACAGAUUCAACCAAGAUUGAGACUUCUGACUACCUGACUAUACUUGGAGUUAUCCUUUGUGCGGGAGCAAUGUUGCUAGGUGUUGGGGUUUCUCUUUCAAUUAGAGUGAUGAACAAGCAUUUGCAUUACAUGAUGAAUCCAGCAUGGUUUGCCUUCACUCUGACUCUAUCAGCAUUGUCUUUAUUAAUAGUGUAUCCAUCGUUGUUCAAUUUCAAGCAUUAUACAGUCAUAGAUAUGGUAUGGUUCUUCUUAAGCGGAGUAUUGCACUUCAUUCACCAGAACUUCAUCAGCAUUGCAUACAAGUAUCAGGAGGCUAGUAAAAUUUCACCUCUAAGUUACUUCUCAGGAGUCUUUCUGCUGUUUUCAGACUUCAUUAUCUUUGGAUACGAGUUCUCAUUGACAGAUUACAUUGGAUUGGUCCUAGUCACAGGAUUUUUGCUAUUGCCUAUCAUUUACAAGCUGUAUGUUCUAAAGAAGUAAAUUUUGAUAAAUUUUGCAAAGGA